Messenger RNA from Suillus paluster, 4349 nucleotides. RefSeq lists its product as uncharacterized. The transcript has 9 exons. Lineage: Eukaryota; Fungi; Basidiomycota; Agaricomycetes; Boletales; Suillaceae. Bases 26 to 4291 code for a protein of 1421 amino acids. The record is from RefSeq and is a predicted model, not a curated record.
GUUCGUCAUUAUCAACUUUUUAAUCAUGAAUUUUCGAUUUCCAGAGAGGAGUCCACGUCCAAACUUACCUACUACUCCUGCUAUACCUUCCCCUCAAAUCCAAUCUCAACCCCCCAAACCACCCUCUCUCGAAAAACGCCCUCCUCCAACUCCAAACUUGAACCCAAAUCUCAACAAUCCAAGUCCUAAUCUAAACCCAAAUCUCAACUUUCGCGAUAGAGAGCCGACUAUGCGCGACCCCCAUCGCGAACGUGACCUUGGUCGCGAACCACUCCACCCCCGUGACUUGCGUGACCCUAUAUUAGAGCGCGAUCCUGCUUUGCUAUCUAUACCGCGUGAGAGAGACCCUGGUUUACUCCCCAGAGAACAUCCUCAUUUCCAACGCGAGCCUCUUGCGCUUGGCCGUGGCGAGCCCCUCCCGAGGGAAAGAGACCCUCUUAGCCUUAGAGAGCCCCUGCUCCCACGCUAUCGAGAUGAGCGGGAGAGGGAUAUGGAUAGGGAGCAUGAGAUGGGCAUGGAGAGGAGAGAACCGUUGGGUAUGGAUAGGCGUGACCCAGCUUUGGAUAGGCGCGACCCGGUUAUGGAUAGGCGCGACCCUGCUAUGGAAAGGCGUGACAUUCCCAUGGAUAGACGUGACCCACCCAUGGACAGACGCGACCCGGCCCUUGACAGACGUGACCCACCCAUGGACAGACGUGACCCAGCCCUUGACAGACGUGACCCACCCAUGGACAGACGUGACCCGGCCCUUGACAGACGUGACCCACCCCUCGACAGAAGGGAGAAGGAUAGACGAGACCACGCACACCCAAUGGACCGCUUCGAACCUGGAGCCCGUCGUCCCCCAUCCGAACGUGGUCCCGUCCCUGCAGGCCCCGGCGUACUCCAACUCCACCCUGGCCCUAUUCAUCCCCAUCCCCACACCCAUGCACAGCUAGAUCGGGACAGGGAGCGAGAAAGAGAACGUGAAAGAGAACGUGAACGCGAAAGGGAACGCGAAAGGGAAAGGGAACGCGAAAGAGAACGCCCUCAUGCUAUGGUGCCCCCGCUAGACCGUGAACGCGAGAUGGCGAUCCAUAGGGAACGAGAAGCGUUGCGUGAGAGAGGGGAGAGGGAGCUUUUGCCACAACAGCAGCAGCAACAACAACGGGAAAGAGACAGGGAAAGGGACAGGGACAGGGAACGCCCCGGAGACAUGCAACGAGAUAAACCCAACACUGCUGAACGAGAAAGGGUAGGACCAGGCCCUGGCCCCAUCCCCGGCUCCGGCCCCGGACCCAGCCAUCGCGCAUCUCCACUCUCCAGACCCCCAUACGUACCAACAAAUACCCACACCCACCCAUCCCCACACGCACAUACGCACGGACACACACCAAACCAUCCGCAUGCCCAUAUUCCGGCGCACACUGGACAUAGUCAUCCCCCGCCUACGCAGGGUCGUGGACGGAUGUUACCAGGACAGGGACAGUUCCAGGCGUUGCCUCUCCCGCAUGCGCAUGAGUGGGAUAGGGAGCAUCCGCAGGGGCAGAGGGUGGAGAGGGAGCGUGUGGAUCUGAGGCUUCCUGGGCCUGAGAGAGAUAGGGAGCGGGAGAGGGAGAGGGAGAGAGAAAGAGAACGGGAGAGGGAGAGGGAGCAGAGAGAACGCUUACCUUCUGAUCAACGCCUGAGCGAGCGUCCUGGUCCAGGGGAGAUCUUACAGUUGAGGGACCCAGCGCUUUUGGUGAGAGAUCGAGAAGUUGUGGUGAGGGAGCGGGGUGACUUUAUGAGAGAACGGGAGCCCAGAGAACGGGAGAGAGUUGGGGAGAGAGAACGCGAGCCAAAGGUGCUUUCAGACCGAGAUCGGGAGCAGAGAGAGAGGGAGCAUAGGGGUCUCGAACCGGCUGAUCGACGCAUUGGACGCCGUACGCAUUCACAUCCGCAACCUCAGGCUCAGGCGCACUCGCGGAUACCGUCUCCCAUGAUAGAAGAGAGGGAGAGAGCGAUGAUGGAACGUGAGCGCGAGCACUUUGAGCGUGAGAGAAUGGAGAGGGAGAGGAUGGACAGAGGACACCUUGAGCGCGAGUACAUGGAACGAGAACGGGAGCGUGGGAUGGGUAUGAGCAUCACUGAGCGGGAAAGGAUAGAACGCGAACAUCUCGAGCGAAUGGAACAACAGCAGCACAUGGACGCCCUCGAACGUGAGCGCUUCGACGCUCUCUCUCGCGAGCGCGAACGUGAACACCUUGAUCUCAUCUCCCGCGAACAUGCCGAAGCCCGUGAGCGUGCGGAGCGUUUGACACUUGAGGCGAUGGAGCGUGAACGCGCUGAACGUGAGGCCCUCGAGCGCCUUCCCACCCCACAGGAACUUGCGCUGCUCCUCCAAUCCCGCAUGGAGCGCUCGCAUGUUAGCCUCGGGACUUGGGUCUACCCCGCAUUACCGUUCCCAUGGUUUUUCGGAGAGCAUAUGCCCUGGAUGAAAGAAGGAGAGGCACAGGAGAUCGGAAAAGAUGGCUUGGUCAUCCCUCCGGAAGUCCGUCUCACAGUUCUCAUCCCAUCCUCCUUCCUCCCUGCAUUACGACCACACAAGCUACGAUUAUGGGGUGGAGGAUUGUUACCCCCUCCGCCGAUACAAUUUUGGCCUGUACAUGCGAACUUGGGUGGCAAUGCAGCUGGAAACGGAAAUGGGUCUGGCCCUUCCGGAUCAAGCACCACGCCUAACACCUCAGGAGCUGGUACAAGAACGACGCCAAACCCUGCACAACCUACUUACCAUCCAAUGCACGCCCCCCGCCGACGCGUCUACACGGACGACUCAAACGUUCUCGCAUGCGCCGUGCACGCUGGUCUUCUAACAUGGAGCGCCGUCUCCCGCGCAAAGGAAGAAGGCAAAGACAUCAAAAUCGUGCUUGGAGUCGUGCCCACCGUGUCUAGUUUUGGAGGCAACGUUCCGAGCGAUGCAAGCAGGAUCGCGCUAGCGAAUGGAAAUGGAACGCCUUCGAACGGCGUCACGCCCUCCGCACCGAACGGGAUCACGCCUAGCACCUCUCAGUCUUCUACUUCGCAGCCGUCUCAUGUUUCUAGCAACAACGGUACCAGUGGUAUUGCAGGAGCUACAGCGCUUGAUGGGAUGGGUUACGCUGGUGGUGUUUGGGCGAGCCGGUUCGUGGGUGGAUGGGGGGAGGCGUUUUAUGGGCAUCUGAGUGCCGGGUAUCGUGUUGGUGCUGCGAGUGCGAAUGAUGCUGCGGGUGCGAGACAGGGACAGAGGAGCUUUGAAGAGGAAGCGGAGGAUGAUGGGAGAGGUGUUGUUAGUGCUGGUUGGGGGUGGGGACAUGAUGGGAGUGCGGUUGAGGUUGUGGAUGUUGAGGUUGUUGAGAAGGGCACCGCACGAGGUCCUGGGCUCGGGCGACGCAACAGGUCGCAGAGGCUACAAGAAUAUGCGACGCGUCGUACGGCUUUGGCACUUUCUCCCUCAUCAUCUGCAUCACCACCACCACCUCACACACAUUUAUUCGCUGACGUAACUAAUGGCCGCAAGCGACGCCGGAUUACCUUUGACGAUAUCAGCGUGAAUGGGAAAACAAACGCAGACCCCGAGAACGUGGAGGAGCUGCAGAAGAUGCAUGCGCGGACGCUGGUGUUUGGUGGCCCGGGGGUGGGAGCUGGAUUCAAAUACAGCCCGACACUCCUUGCAUGUGCGCUCUUCCCGCACCUCGCAGACCCUGCAAUACGUGUAUCCUUACCUCGAAAGCGGCGGAAGAUCGUGCACACGCAGGACCCAUCUGCAGGGACAGGGGACGCGAAGAUGGACGCAGACGGUGCUGGUGAUGAGAGUGGGGACGAGCGACAGGCAGUGGUUCUGGAGAGCGACGGCGAGACGUAUCUUAUUGCUCCUGGGCCUAGCCCGAGUGAAGGGUACAUAUUGUCUGUCCUCCUGCCUACACCUUCUAUGGACGGGAAGGGACCCGGAAUGGACGCCGUUGAUGAGCCUGUGGACGAUAAGAACACGGUGACAACUACACCUGCACCUGCGCCCAAGACGCCUCCACCCCCUUCGAGUGCUGGCGAAAACGCAACAGAUGCUUCCGAUGCGCCAAAAGACGAUCAAAAAACGCCAGUUCCAGAUCCACCUCCAGCGCAGCCCAUAUCCGCUUCCCCGCCUUCGGAAAAGACAGUGCCCCAGAGCAGUCAUACAAAGGUCAUCAGAAGCAACCUCCAGGAUACGGAUUUCAAGUUUGAGCAGGAUGGUAUUGUUGUGUGUGGGGAGGGUGACGAGAUGAGGGUGAGAGUGAUGCGAUGGAGGUGGUAUCUAUAAUACUUACGGGGCUUUGUUGCGCUUACUAUGCUUAGAAUUAAUAUUGCUUUGGUCAUGC